This is a messenger RNA of Botrytis fragariae, 159 nucleotides long. Its product is annotated as putative mitochondrial import receptor subunit. The record is from RefSeq and is a predicted model, not a curated record. Gene Ontology annotation, cellular component: mitochondrial outer membrane; mitochondrial outer membrane translocase complex. The transcript is spliced from 5 exons. NCBI's taxonomy places the organism in Eukaryota, Fungi, Ascomycota, Leotiomycetes, Helotiales, Sclerotiniaceae. The coding region runs from base 1 to 159 and encodes 52 amino acids. Gene Ontology annotation, biological process: protein insertion into mitochondrial outer membrane; protein import into mitochondrial matrix.
AUGCAACUUUCUGAAGAAUCUAAGGAGCGCAUUGGAAAGCUCAUUGACUAUUCCCGUGUUGCUAUCCAUUAUGGUUACCUUCCAUUGAUCCUCUACCUUGGAUACACCCGCAGUGAACCACGCCCAUCUAUCGUCAGACUCCUCUCUCCUCUCGCAUAA